Messenger RNA from Paecilomyces variotii, 2872 nucleotides. RefSeq names its product putative ATP-dependent RNA helicase. The transcript has 2 exons. Gene Ontology annotation, cellular component: intracellular anatomical structure; catalytic step 2 spliceosome. The record is from RefSeq and is a predicted model, not a curated record. The coding region runs from base 191 to 2653 and encodes 820 amino acids. NCBI's taxonomy places the organism in Eukaryota, Fungi, Ascomycota, Eurotiomycetes, Eurotiales, Thermoascaceae. Gene Ontology annotation, molecular function: RNA binding.
CUCGCCCGCGGUUUUCUCUCGCUUUUCCCCAGACAACAAACCUUUACCAUCCAGAUACCCCCCAGCAUGUUAGUGCUUUGCAAUUAGAUUUUUUUUGUUCGUCUUGUCUAAUUAUUUGUUUUGUUCAUUGUUCUAUUCGUAACAAGUCCGUGUUCUUUUCGGGUUUGCGCAUUCUGUUAGUGGCGCAAAAAUGCCUGAAAAGGUACAUACCCGAUUCGAGGACUCGGAUGAUGACACGGGGAAGGUUGUCGUUCGUCCUCAGAAGGAGGAGCAGGUAUCUGUUGCGGCACCUUCAGUGAAAGAGCCGCAUCAGAAAAAGAAUAAGAAGCGAAAGAGAGAAGAGACUGCGGAGGCUCAGCCGAAUACCCAGCGAGUGGUCAUCCGGGAUGGAGAAAAGCCCAAAAAAGCUGCGUCGCCAGCCCAAGAGAAUGACCAGAAGAAAGAUGAGAAAGAUGUGUCAAAUGGUUUCCAGUCGAAGAAGAGACAUCAAGCAAAGGAUCAGAAGGUGAUCAGACAGGGAAAGCCAUCAUCUUCGCUAAGGGAGAAGGCCAAGGCACUGUAUGAGAUUCGGAAGAAAUUACCCAUUUUCCCGCACGCGGAUGAGAUCCGUCAGCAGCUCAGGAAGAACGAUGUGAUGCUUCUUGUCGGUGAGACAGGAAGCGGAAAGAGUACUCAGAUUCCGCAGUUCUUAGCCGAUGAGAGCUGGUGCCGUCCGAAGACCGUCAAAGUGACGGCGGAAGACGGGAAACAGAAAGAUGUGAGUGUGGGUGGAUGUAUCGCAAUCACGCAACCGAGACGAGUAGCUGCCAUUUCUUUGGCGAGACGUGUGGCGGAUGAAAUGGGAACGCCCUUGGGAUCAUCUUCGCCGGCCAGUAGAGUGGGAUACUCAGUCCGUUUCGAUACGUCCACGUCGCCCAGUACGAAGGUCAAAUAUUUGACUGAAGGAAUGCUUUUGCAAGAGAUGCUACAUGAUCCAUGGUUGACCAAAUACAGCGCUGUGCUGGUCGAUGAAGUUCACGAAAGAGGUGUCAACGUGGAUCUCGUCUUAGGUUUCUUGCGGAACAUUGUUUCCGGAAAGAAAGAGGGACGAGGAGGCGUUCCGCUGAAAGUCAUUGCUAUGAGUGCUACAGCGGAUAUGGAGAGCCUUCUGUCAUUUUUCAAGGAAGGAUUUGAUAAUUCGAAGAGCGCUGGAUCGGAGGGCACCAACGGUUCGAGUGGUCCUUCCGAUGAACAUGACCCCAAGGGAGAUGACGAACAAAGUCAAGUGGCAGUUUGUCACAUCAAGGGUCGACAAUUCCCUGUGAAAACGAUCUACACACCUGAACCAGUCCAUGAUUUCGUCGACGCAGCACUUAAGGUCAUAUUCCAAAUCCACUGCAAGGAGCCCCUGCCGGGUGAUAUCCUCGUCUUCCUCACAGGCCAAGAGACUGUGGAAGCGCUUGAGUAUCUUGUCAACGACUAUUCUAUUGGGAUGGACCCUGCUCUACCGAAGGUGCAGGUUCUACCAUUAUUCGCUGCUCUUCCUCAAGCUGCACAGCAAAGAGUUUUCCAGCCAGCGCCUCCUCGAACAAGAAAGAUAAUCUUGUCAACAAACAUCGCUGAAACUUCCGUUACGAUUUCGGGGAUUCGGUUUGUUGUCGACUGCGGCAAAGCCAAAAUGAAGCAAUUCCGAACUCGUCUGGGCCUCGACUCGCUGUUAGUCAAGCCCAUUUCGAAGUCCGCAGCGAUCCAGCGAAAGGGUCGAGCAGGAAGAGAAGCGCCAGGACAGUGCUACAGGCUGUACACGGAGAAGGAUUAUCUCGCACUGCAAGAGACAAACACCCCAGAGAUUCUCCGUUGCGAUCUGAGUCAGGCUAUCCUCACCAUGAAAGCUCGAGGUGUCGACGAUAUUGUAGGCUUCCCCUUCUUGACCAGACCUCCUCGAGAGGCGCUUGAGAAGGCACUUCUACAACUCUUCAACAUCCAAGCAUUGGAAGAGUCGGGAAAGAUCAGCGCUAUUGGACUUCAGAUCGCCAAGCUACCUUUGACAGCACCGCUGGGAAGAGUCCUGCUUGCAGCUGCGCAAAACGGACCCAAAUGUCUGUUAGACGUCAUUGACAUCAUAUCAUGUCUCAGCGUGGAGAACAUCUUCUUGAACACGACGUCUGAAGAGAAGAAGGAAGAGGCAGAGAAAGCGAGGCGCGAUCUGUUCCGCAGAGAGGGAGACCACUUGACUAUGUUGGCUACUGUCCAGGGCUACGCGGCGGAAAAUACGGAUCGAAAGGCAUGGGCUGAAAGACAUAUGGUUUCACACCGAGCCAUGCAAUCUGUCAUGGACGUCCGUAAACAAGUCACCGCACAGUGCAGACAGUCCAAACUCCUACCAGACGCGAAUACAUGCGCCUUAAUCGCGAAUGACCAGCCCGACCCCGUUCUCAUCCUCAAGAGCUUCCUCACCGGCUUCGCUACGAACACUGCCCGUAUCGUCCCAGACGGGAGUUACCGCACCAUUGUGGGCAACCAGACCGUUGCAAUCCACCCGUCCAGUGUGCUGUUUGGAAAGAAAGUCGAAGCUAUCAUGUACAACGAAUUCGUGUUCACAAAUCGGAGUUACGCUCGAGGAGUGAGUGCUGUGCAGAUGGACUGGGUUGGUGAAGUUUUAGCGGGACAGUAGGUCGGUAGAACUCUGGAGUUAAGCAUUGCACUAUUUGAUAUCCAAGGGCCUCAUAACAUGCUUCUUUAUCCCAGUAAAUGAUGCUUAUUGCGAGGAAUCAUGGAGUAAUAGCAUUGAUAAUGAUCCCGGUUGUAACUAUACCGUAUACCCAAUUUGUCUCCGCAAAAGAAUACCAUACAUAACUAGUAGCUGAAAGAUCAAGGGGAAAACAACUCAUCC